Molecule: messenger RNA, 4330 nt
Organism: Crotalus tigris (Tiger rattlesnake)
Lineage: Eukaryota; Metazoa; Chordata; Lepidosauria; Squamata; Viperidae
Gene: GPAT4
Product: glycerol-3-phosphate acyltransferase 4
Exons: 13
Coding region: 2476-3843 (455 amino acids)
Biological process (GO): triglyceride biosynthetic process
Cellular component (GO): endoplasmic reticulum
Molecular function (GO): glycerol-3-phosphate O-acyltransferase activity
Source: RefSeq, a predicted model, not a curated record
UAAUAGAUUAUCUUCUACAAAUUAGCUAUGAUGUACAAUUUUAGGAGAGAAACAAGUAAGUUAACUCAUACGUAAUAUACAUUGAAGACGCAUGUUAAAGAAUGCCCUGCAUGAAUUUUCCUCAGAACCCUUUACAAAAUGGGCAAGUUCCAUGGCAAAUGCAUAAGAGCUCUGUAGUAUGCAAAGAGUUUAUUCAUGGCAGAAGAAUUGCAGGCUGCUGAGUUAAAUGGAUUUGGGGCCUGAACAGAAUUAUUGAAUCAGAACAAAAGAGCCCUAUGGAGCAGAUAAAAAGAACUCAAGAUUCGGUUCCAUGCAAUGGCUAGCUAUUUAGAAGCUGCCUUUCUUAAGGAUCUAAGAAUAACAUACUAUUGUCUUCUCUUUCUCUCACUCAUGUGCCUAUUUGGAUGUUACUCCAGUAUUGCUGAAGACACCUAAUUGAGAAAUAACAAGUAACAUUUACUUUUUGUGGAGUAAUGAAUUUUGGAAUUUAAAAUGUGGGCCUUGAUAUGUCCUAGAAGUGACAAGUUGCCAAAUUCCUCUGAUCAAUAAAGCAGUUUCAAUCUAAAGUGCAAUUGGAAACUACAGCAGGAAAUAUAUUCCCCAAACUGGAUCUGAAAAUGUGUGAAAACAGAAUGUUUGGUUUUUUUCAGGCUGCAGUUAUUAACGUAUGGACAUCAGUAAAUCCCCACCUGAACUAAGCUGAACAUUUUCCUUAGACACUGUUUUUUUUAAAAAAAUAUAUCAUUAACUUCAUUAUCCAGCGAACUUAGAUGUCAAGAAGCACAUAUUAAAGAAUGAUAGUUAUGUUGGUUCAUGAGGAGGAAAAUAAUCCAAAAUGCAGUAAAUAUUAGGACUAACCCAAGCAGUGCAAAGGAGCCUGGUUCUCUUGAACAGUUGAGAAGUUACCAGAGCAGGGAAGAGGAGAAAGCAAACAAAUCCAAUAUUUAGGGAAGGUAUUUUAGCCUCAAUUAGUCUAUAUACCAUAUAGUGUAAAUCAGUGUUUUUCAAACUUGGUAACUUGAAGAUGUGUGGACUUCAACUCCCAGAACAUCUGGCUAAGGCAUUCUGGGAGUUGAAGUCUAUACAUCUUAAAAGUUGCCAAGUUUGAAAAACACUCAUGUAAAUUUUGGGAGUUAAAAUUUGCUGAGGUUGAGAAACAUUGUCUUAGAGCAGUUGAAUCCACAUCUUAGUUGUGGAAUUUAUUUCCUUUUUUAUCUACCUUUUCCAGCGAAUAUAUUGAUACACUAUUAAGACAAAUAGAAUAUACUCUCCCUCACCGGAACUGAAUCGGCAGUCAGUGAUCUCACUGCCAAGUAAUAAACUUGUCAUUUAAGAAUUGGCUUUCCCUGAUGGCUGUGAUUUGAAAAUCUCUUUCCAUGAACUUUUACCAGUCAGGUACCCUCCAGACCAUCUGAACUACAAGUUGUCUGCAGAUGCUGGGAAUUGCAUCCAAACAUGUCCUGAGAGCAUUGGAUUAAAUAUCUUUUACUUCUGCCCUUGGGACUGUAUGAUUAACAUUAAUCUAGAUCUUUGCUCUUGCUUGUAUUAGGUGCACGUGUCUGAUCUGUUAGUCCAGUGGGGAAAAUGUAUGUUGUCCCUACUGCCAACUCUUGGGUUAGUUGAGGACGGUCAGGCAGUCGUCACGAUUUUGAUGUAUUUGUAUGUGGAAAAAAACCACGCUCCUCAUCCUGAGCCUGAACUCUGGAAUCUCUUGGAACAUUGUGUAGGGAAUACACGUGGUUGCAAACAUCUGAUUACUAUUCCUUUCCCGCUGUGAUGCAAGGCUAUAAGCUAUUGCAGUUAAGAUCUCACUGAAAGCUGGCUGGAGUGAAUUGGAUCUGGGAAUGCCGUACUUUUAAGAACAUCUUCCAUGGACAAGAGAACAUCUUAUAGCUUCCUGUGCUGGAUGGGAUCUAGUGGCCUUCGUAGGAUUUUUGCCACAAGUUUCACAAGAGAACUAGAGUUGGCUCUUGUGCCGUGGGGACAAGGGCUCUAGUUUUGCAAGGCGCUAGUUUUUCCUCCAAUGCAGAACAAGAGAAGGAGCACGCCUCAUUCUUGCAAAGAGACGUUUUGUACUUCCGAAAACUCCAACAAGACUUGCCUUUCCAGCAUUUGGAGAGCUGUUUCUGGGCACGGUUCUCCCUGCCCUUCCAGUGUCUUGUGCAGGGACCUGUUGUGUAACCAUCUCACCCCUAGCCAAUCUUCCCAGUUUCAGUUUGGGCUGUGGCCUCUUUCCAGAGUAGAUCAUGGGGGUUCUUGGCCACCCGGAGCCCACUGGAGGAAGGGUGUGAAUUCUGAAAUGGCCCCUGUGAUAGGCCAGAGACCUGCUGCACAUUCAAGGCUGUUGUUGGUUGUCAGGGGAAAGGACUGAUUGACUGAGGAACUGACUGACUGCCCAGGGCAGCUUCUUUCUGCCUCUCAGGAAUUUGCAGGGCGCUGGCCUAGUGUGGCCAGGCCUGCCUUCUCCCCUCCAUCAUGUUUCUACUGCUGCCCUUUGACAGUCUGGUAGUUAGCCUGCUGGGCAUUUCCCUGACGGUCCUCUUCACUCUGCUUUUGGUCUUCAUCAUUGUGCCAGCCAUCUUUGGAGUCUCCUUUGGCAUCCGCCGUCUCUACAUGAAAACUCUUCUGCGGAUCUUCCAGUGGGCAACGUUAAGAAUUGAGCGGAGCGCCAAAGAGAAGAACCACCCUGUCUAUAAGCCCUGUGUCAACGGGAUCAUUGCCAAAGAGCCCACUUCGUUGGAAGAGGAGAUGAAGGAGAACCGGAAGAGCUCCAGCAGCAAGACCCUGGACGCCCCUGAGUUUGAGCUCUCCGACAUCUUUUACUUCAGCCGCAAAGGUGUGGAGAGCAUUAUGGACGAUGAGGUGACCAAGCGUUUCUCGGCAGAAGAGCUGGAGUCCUGGAACUUGCUGAGCAGGACCAACUACAACUUCCACUACAUCAGCCUGCGCCUCACAGUACUCUGGGGGAUGGGACUCCUGAUCCGCUACUGCUUCUUGCUGCCACUCAGGGUUGCCCUGGCUUUUACUGGUAUUGGCCUUUUGGUGACAGGCACUACCAUGGUGGGCUACUUACCCAAUGGAAGGUACAAAGAAUUCCUCAGCAAGCACGUGCACCUGAUGUGCUAUCGGAUCUGCAUAAGAGCUCUUACAGCUAUCAUCACCUAUCAUCACCGGGAAAACAGGCCCCGCAACGGAGGAAUCUGUGUGGCUAACCAUACAUCUCCAAUUGACGUCAUAAUUCUGGCCAGCGAUGGCUACUAUGCAAUGGUGGGCCAAAUCCACGGAGGGCUCAUGGGCGUCAUACAGAGGGCCAUGGUGAAGGCUUGUCCUCAUGUCUGGUUUGAACGUUCUGAGGUCAAGGAUCGCCAUCUAGUGGCUAGACGGCUAUCGGAACAUGCUAAUGAUAAAAGUAAACUGCCCAUCCUUAUUUUCCCUGAAGGCACGUGUAUCAACAACACUUCUGUGAUGAUGUUUAAGAAAGGGAGUUUUGAGAUUGAUGCUAUAGUUUAUCCUGUCGCCAUCAAGUAUGACCCCCAAUUUGGAGAUGCCUUUUUUAACAGCAGCAAAUACGGUAUGGUGAACUAUCUGCUCAGGAUGAUGACUAGCUGGGCAAUUGUCUGCAGCGUCUGGUACCUGCCCCCAAUGACCAGAGAACCUACUGAAGAUGCAGUGCAGUUUGCCAACCGGGUGAAAUCUGCCAUUGCCAGACAGGGAGGCCUGGUGGAUCUCUUGUGGGACGGGGGCCUAAAGAGGGAAAAGGUGAAGGACACCUUCAAGGAAGAACAGCAGAAGCUCUACAGCAAGAUGAUCGUGGGCAAUCACGAGGACCGAAGUCGCUCCUGAGCUCCCAGAGAUUGGGAGGGGAGGGGGAAUAAGGGGGGAUCUGUUACAGCACUGACUGCCUAAGAACAAUUCCUGGUCUUGGGACUCCUAGAUGACCUGCAGCAGCAUCCAUUUUUCAAACUCCCCCCCCCUCCCCGCCCGCUCCCCAUGGUGCUGCUCCCUUGUGUCCAAAGGAAAAGAGACCUGGUCAUAAUUUCUCCAGCUCAGACCCAGCAGCAGCAACCGAGGACUUUGGCAAGUGCAGUGCUGGUCGUCUUUGGCAGCAAUCGGCUGAAGUCCACCCAUGUCUCCAGCGGAGUGCCACCGGGGCAGGCGGAGAUCCUCCCACCACUUCCGGUAGGAAGUGCUUCGGAGGAAGGCCGGCCAGCACCUCCUUGCUCCUUCCGCCCUCACUCCCGUCUCCCCUCUCAAGAAAAAUGGAAAGCUGAAUGCAGCGGCUGCAUGGGUCCCCCUCUGCAUUUUAUAUUAAAUAAUGUUGAAGGAGGCA